Medicago truncatula (barrel medic) is the source of this 1091-nucleotide messenger RNA. Its product is annotated as cytosolic sulfotransferase 5. The transcript has a single exon. The record is from RefSeq and is a predicted model, not a curated record. The coding region runs from base 50 to 1054 and encodes 334 amino acids. Gene Ontology annotation, molecular function: sulfotransferase activity. NCBI's taxonomy places the organism in Eukaryota, Viridiplantae, Streptophyta, Magnoliopsida, Fabales, Fabaceae.
UAGAUCUUGGGAAUCUACUUGAAGCCUUUACUACUCAUCCACCUACCACAUGGCAAAAUUAGGUGAUGAAAACUCUCUUGUGCCAAAAUACUUGCAAGAAGAUGAGUUAGGCAAAGAAUGCAAGGAGUUAAUACAAACCUUACCAUUAGAAAAAGGAUGGAUCAGUACCCACUUUCAUCAAUAUCAAGGAUUUUGGAUUGGCACGAGAAUUCUUCAAGGUGUUUUAUCUUGUCAAAAACACUUUCAAGCCCUUAAUACAGAUAUCCUCUUAGUUACCACUCCCAAAUCAGGUACCACUUGGCUCAAAGCAUUAACCUUUGCUUUAAUAAACCGCAAAAAAUAUCAAAAUAUUCAUAAUUUCAAUCAUCCUUUACUCACUUCAAACCCUCAUGUUCUUGUCCCCUUCUUGGAGGUUGACCUUUACUAUGAUAAAGAUUAUGUUCCUAACCUCAAUUCAUUAUCCCCUCCAAGACUCUUUGCAACACACAUUCCAUAUGAGUUGUUGCCAAAAUCUGUAAAAGAGUCAAGUUGUAAGGUGGUUUAUCUUUGUAGAGAUCCUAAAGAUACUUUUGCUUCACUAUGGCAUUUCUCAAACAAGGUAAGAUCACAAAGUAGUGGAACACUUCCAUUAGAAGAGUCUUUUCAUAACUUUACUAGAGGAGUGACUUUGUUUGGACCCUUUUGGGAGCAUGUAUUAGGUUAUUGGAAGGAAAGUUUGGAAAGAUCAAACAAGGUUAUGUUUUUGAGAUUUGAAGAAAUGAAAAUGAAGCCUGAUUUUCAUUUGAAAAAGCUUGCUGAAUUUUUGGAGUGUCCUUUCACUAAAGAUGAAGAAUCUAAAGGGGUGGUUGAUGAUAUAUUAAAUUUGUGUAGUUUUGAGAAGCUUAGCAACUUGGAGGUUAAUAAGACUGGGAAAGUGUCAUUUGGUGUUGAAAAUAAAGCUUUUUUUCGUCGUGGCCAAGUUGGAGAUGGAGAAAAGCUUCUAACAACUGAAAUGAUUGAGCAAUUAAACACUGUAAUUGAAGAGAAAUUGGUUAAACAUGGAUUUAAUUUUUAGAUUUGGAGAAAUUCAAUUCAAAUAUCAUCUUGUUACA